Molecule: messenger RNA, 1531 nt
Organism: Galendromus occidentalis (western predatory mite)
Lineage: Eukaryota; Metazoa; Arthropoda; Arachnida; Mesostigmata; Phytoseiidae
Exons: 7
Coding region: 35-1531 (498 amino acids)
Biological process (GO): nuclear migration along microtubule
Cellular component (GO): nuclear membrane
Molecular function (GO): actin filament binding; lamin binding
Source: RefSeq, a predicted model, not a curated record
UGGAACAGUGAGAGUUCGCGCCGGAGAAGGUGCGAUGGAGGAACUCUUUCAAUCCGUGCUCUCAGAAUGGACUCUUGAGAAAACCUCGUUGGCGGCAUCCGCUGUUAUUUUAAUUGGUUUCUUAGCUGUGUACAAGAUAUACAUUAGGCCUCUUCUGCCGGUACGAGUCAAAUGCUGGUUCUGCCACAAGAUAAAUGUUCUGCCUCCGGAUAACCUGAACCGAUUCGACUGCCGUUACUGUGAGCAGUACAAUGGAUUCUCCGACGGAGGCGACUACAACAAAGACAUACCGGCGCAGAGGGAUCCCGCGAUUAACGUUUUCUCUGCCGAGGCUCGCCACACCGGUGCUGAACUCAGCAUGUAUCACAAUGGCCUGUGUGAGUUCUGCAACAACAGGCAGGCUCGUAAGAUGAUUGCGCGGAACCAGUUUGAACCCAUGAAUUCGAAAACGGAACGAGAAGAGUUCGAACAAUAUUGCCGUCAACUCGAGAGGAAUUUCUCACUCUGCCCGUCUUGUGAGAGACACGUAAACACACGUAUCUCGUAUCAGAACGCCUACCUCGAUCCCUACGUUCGACGAUGGAUUUCAUCUCGAUGGCAUAGCCGAAUCGGAAGAUUUUUGUAUUCUGACUAUAUGCUCCUGUUGUGCACUUUUGGACCACCGGGAUCGUUCUACCUGUCAGGCUGGUGCCAAGCGAUACCACUCAUUUUCGUUUUCCUCCUUUUGCUGAGUGGUGCCGCGAAGAACAAGCUCACCUUUCUGUCUUACGUGUUCCGAGCAGCCACCGUAUACACAGACCUGUCGGGUACGCUCGUAGACAUUCAGCAUCGCAAUCUAUUGAAUAUCUGUAGCGUCAUUUGCGCUUGUGUGGCAGCGUUCGGAGCCCUUCAGAGUAUUGUCACCAAGCUCACCGGCAACAAAAAGAAAUCAUCGUAUCCUUUCAGUCGUGUGGAGGAUUUGAGUAAGGUUUUGAGUCCGCUCCUCAGCGCGAGCUAUUCCAAGCUAAAACAGACUCAGAAGUGGGUUCAGCAGAAAGCGCCUUCCCAACUUGACUCAGACCUAGAAGCUCUUUCCCUCGGGAAGCCGAGUCUCUCGCCACGAUCCCAAAUCAGUCGAACGCAAACCCAACUCUCGAGUAAUGCCCCGAGGACCUUCGUCUUCGGGAAGGCCGCACCCAGCUCUCCAGGAAUCGUCAAACGCAGUCGGUUCGGCCAAUCUUUUGAGGACCUUACGCCACCUCCGAGCCAAGACAAUUCGAGCUCAGAUUACUUCAUAUCGGCCUCCCGAUGGUGUUGCAGUGAGAAAAUAUCGGCUGCGCGGGAAAAAGAAGAUACGAAUUGGGACUCGCGAACCACAGCAACGCAACGCACCGUUCAUACGGUAUUCCAUGAUCCGCGAGAGAGUUCUCAGAAUGCCACCUGGGCGCUGGUUGUCCUUCUGGCGGCCCUCCUGCUCAAACUCAGUUGGCCAGACUUGCUCUAUGUAUCAAGGGCGGCAUACAAUUCAAUCUCGAGCCGUGUAGUAGUUUGA